AUGGGUCUCCACAGGGGCAUCGCGCUACGCGCGGCCGUGCUCGCCGCCGUCCUCGGCUUCGCAGCUGCCGGGUUCAUCUCAAAUGACGCGCUGCUGGAGCACGGGCACGCCGCCACCGGCCGGAGCCUGCUGCAGGCCAAGAAAGAUUGCCCGGUGAGCUUCGAGGACGCCAACUACACGAUCAUCACGAGCCGGUGCAAGGGCCCGUUGUACCAGCCUAGCCUGUGUUGCGGCGCACUAAAGGACUUUGCGUGCCCUUACUCCACCUACAUCAACGAUGUCACCACCAACUGUGCCUCCACCAUGUUCAGCUAUAUCAACCUCUAUGGCAAGUACCCGCCGGGCCUCUUCGCCAACACCUGCCAUGAGGGCGACAAGGGCCUAUCAUGCCCAGAGGACACGCCGCAGGUGCAGCCGGGACAGAAGGCCUCUGGCGCGGCUAUUGUCAUCGCCCAGGCUGCGGCCAUGGCGGUGGCGGCCGCGCUGGCCGUGUCAUUGAUCAUGUCGUGCUGA
Messenger RNA from Panicum virgatum (switchgrass), 513 nucleotides. RefSeq names its product GPI-anchored protein LLG1-like. Lineage: Eukaryota; Viridiplantae; Streptophyta; Magnoliopsida; Poales; Poaceae. Bases 1 to 513 code for a protein of 170 amino acids. The transcript has 3 exons. The record is from RefSeq and is a predicted model, not a curated record.